UGUGUUAUCGAUAACCCAGCUGCUUGGUUUCCAUGGCAGCUAUUAUUUUGGCCCAAACAAAACGUAAAUAAAAUGUAAAAACCUGCAAACGAUGCAGCUGCUUUGAAUGAAAAAAAAAUGCGUGGCGUUCUGAAAUGGUUGGAGCGCAUCGAGUUUCCGAAUGCCAAGGAUGAGAACACCAGCGUACAUUCCGUUUGCUACUCGCCCGAUGGCAGCCAAUUGGUGGUCGCUGCAGGUGAGCGAUUGCUCAUCUACAAUCCCAACGACGGCUCCUUGCUGAACACCCUGAAGGCGCACAAGGAUAUUGUCAAUGCGGUGGUUUAUUCGCGCGAUGGCAAACGCUUUGCCAGCGGCGCCGCCGACAAAAUGGUCAUUGUGUGGUCUCCGCAGCUGGAGGGGCUGCUCAAGUACUCCCACGGUGACUCCAUUCAGUGCAUGUGCUUUAAUCCCGUGUCGCAUCACUUGGCCUCCUGCUCGACCUCGGACUUUGCCUUCUGGUCGGCGGAUCAGAAGGCUGUGCAAAAGUAUAAAAUUGGUUCGCGCGUAAAUGGCUGUGCCUGGACCAACGAUGGACAAUAUUUGAUCCUUGGCCUGACGAACGGCAGCGUGUCCAUACGCAGUAAAUUGGGUGAAGAGAAGGGUCGCAUUGAGCGUCCUGGUGGUCCCAACAGCUCCGUGUUCAGCGUACAGUGCUGUCCGGCAAAUGGCGCUGGCAAUGUGGACACCAUUGCCAUUGCCGACUGGGGCCAGACGCUGUCGUUUCACACGCUCAACGGACAGAUGAUUGGCAAGGAGCGUGCCCUGGGCUUCGAUCCGCUCUGCAUGCAAUACUUUCCCAAUGGCGAAUUCUGUGUGGUGGGCGGCUGUACGGAGAGCUUGCACUUUUUCACGCGCGAUGGCGUUCGCCUGGGCACGCUCGGCGAUGGCUUCAACUCGUGGAUCUGGUCGGUGGCACUGCAUCCGAAUGGCCAAUCCUACAGCAUUGGCUGCCAGGACGGCACACUGGCCUGUUUCAACAUUGCAUCCAGCACCGUGCAUGCUUUGUACCGGGAGCGUUAUGCUUUUCGGGAGAACAUGUGCGAUGUGAUUAUUCAGCAUCUGAUGUCGGGUCAAAAGGUGCGCAUCAAGUGUCGCGAUCUCGUCCAGAAAAUAGCCAUCUAUAGAAACCGCCUGGCCGUGCAGCUGCCGGAGCGUGUGGUGCUCUACGAACUCAGCUCCACAGAGAAUCAGCCCAUGCACUACAAGGUCAAGGAGAAGAUCCAGCAAAAGUUCGAUUGCAGCCUGCUGGUCGUGUGUGGCCUAAAUAUUGUGCUGUGCCAGGAAAAGCGGCUGCAGUGCUUGGACUUUGACGGCGCACUGCAACGUGAAUGGAUCAUGGACUCGUUCAUACGCUAUAUCAAGGUGACCGGCGGUCCGCCGGGUCGCGAGGGUCUCAUGGUGGGUCUGAAGAACGGUCAAGUAUUUCGCAUAUUUCUCAACAAUUCGCUGCCGCUGCUCAUCACGACGGCGGUGUCGGCGGUGCGUUGCUUGGACAUCAAUGCGAAUCGCAGCAAAAUUGCCGUUGUGGACGAUGCUGGGCGGCUGGUGGUGCGCGACCUGCUCAACGACAGCAUACUCUAUCAGGAUGUGGGCGUGAACAGCGUCACCUGGAACACAUAUCUGGACACAAUGCUCUGCUACACGCACACCAGCGGCGGGCUGAGCGUGCGCGUGGGCAACCUGCCGCCCAGGGCGCCACAGAAUAUGCACGGCGUCGUUGUGGGCUUGUGUGGAGCGACUGCUUUUUGUCUGCGCGGCAACAUUAUGCAUAAUACGCCGCUAGCUCUGGGCGCCACCAUGUGGCAAUUCAUCGAGGCGGGCCUGUUUGAUGAGGCCUAUCAGGUGGCCUGCCUUGGUGUCACCAUCAGCGAUUGGGAGGGCCUGGCACAGUCUGCUCUGGAGGCGCUGCACAUAAAUAUAGCACGCGAUGCAUACGUCAAAGUGCGCAAUUUGCCCUGGCUGAAGGUCAUCAGCGAGCUGCGGGAGCUGCAGCAGCGCGCCGCAGUGCCCAAGGAGGUGCUUCUCGGCGAGAGCUGCGCUUUUGCUGGCAAAUUCAAGGAGGCGGCACGCCUGUUUCUCAAAUGCGGUCAUUCCUCGCGCGCCUUGGAGAUGUACACAGAUCUGCGCAUGUUUGAUUUGGCCCAAGAGUACCUAAAGGAUGGCAGCGAAGUGGAGAAGCGUGAACUGGUGCGCAAGCGCGCGGAAUGGGCAUACUCUGUCAAGGAACCGCGCGCAGCGGCCGAGCUGCUGCUCUCCGCUGGCGAGCACCAGAAGGCCAUAGACAUUGUAGCCGAACAGGGAUGGGCGGAUGUGCUCUAUGACAUUGGCCGCCGCUUGAGCCUCAGCGAACGCGACGCCGUGCAGUCGGUGGCACAGAAUCUUAAAAAGCUCAAAGCUUUGCCACUCGCCGCUGAAAUGUUCAAAAAGCUGGGCGACGAGGCGCAAGUAGUGCAACUGCAUGUCGAGGUCCAGGACUGGCCAGAGGCCUUUCGCUUGGCGGAGGGUUUGCCACAGCUGCUGCCCACGGUGCACUACCAGCAUGCACAGUGGCUGGCGGAAACGGAUCAAUUUAUAGAGGCGCAUCAGGCUUAUCUGAAAGCUGGCCGCACCAAAGAUGCGAAUCGCCUGCUGAAACAGCUGAGCAAAACGGCCAUUGCCGAGGAGCGUUACCUGGAUGCCAGCUACUUUUACUGGCUGCUGGCCAAGCAGUAUCUGGAUAUCUAUCACGAGAAACCGGAACAAAAUGCCAUUGACCAUCAUCUGAACGAGUACAAAAACCAUUUGCGCAUUGCCAAGGUCUACUAUGCCUACAGCGUCAUCUACAACUAUAUGAAGGAACCAUUUACAACCUACUCGCCGGUUAGCCUCUUCAAUGUGAGCCGUUUCAUAUUCAACGAAGUGGAGAACAAGGGCGCGCCAAAGGGCGUGAGCAUGUUCUCGGUGCUGUUCACGCUGGCCAAACAGGCCAAGCUGCUGCAGGCCAACAAGCUGUGCCUGCUGGUCAAUAAGCGUCUGCAGUCGCUUAAACCACCUGCUGGCGUGCAGGAGCAAAUCGACCUAAAUUUCCUGAACAGCAAGGCCUGCAAGAGCGGCUUCAAUGAUCCCGAGGAGCUGCUGCCCUUGUGCUAUAAGUGCUCCAACUACAGCCAGCAUUUAAAUAACAAUACUUGCCCCACCUGCAGACAGGAUUAUAUAUUUUCCUUUGUUUCAUUUGAAAUCUUGCCUUUAGUACAAUUCCAUCCGGAGGUGGACAUUACCGAUGCCGAGGCGGAGCGUUUGCUUCUGGCGCCGACCAAAAAUGCCGAGGAUGCGGAUCCAUUUAAUGAGGAUGUGGCCAGCGCGCUGCCGUUGAGCUUAGAUCGCAAUGCAUUGCGCGCCAUUGAUCCCAAUCAUGUGCUGAUACUGAAGCGCCAGGACAAGCACAUACGCAACAUAUAUUAUCGCAAUAUAUUGCCCGAUCUGCAGGUUACCUACUGCCCGGAGUGUCUGCUGCUUUUCUAUGCGGAGGACUUUGAGCUGCAGGUGCUGCAAAAGGGCCACUGUCCGUUCUGUCGCACUUCGUCGGACAAGCUGCUGGAAGACUUUUGAGUGCAAAAUAGAUUUAAGAAUUGUAUUGUUAGCUUAUGUUUAAGGCUGUACGUGAUGUAUUUCCCAUAUCCGUCCGACAAAUAUAAACUAAUUACAAAAUUGUUAA
This is a messenger RNA of Drosophila virilis, 3733 nucleotides long. RefSeq names its product intraflagellar transport protein Oseg1 (gene Oseg1). Gene Ontology annotation, cellular component: intraciliary transport particle A; non-motile cilium. Gene Ontology annotation, biological process: intraciliary retrograde transport; protein localization to cilium; non-motile cilium assembly. The record is from RefSeq and is a predicted model, not a curated record. Lineage: Eukaryota; Metazoa; Arthropoda; Insecta; Diptera; Drosophilidae. Gene Ontology annotation, molecular function: protein binding.